UUUUUAAUGUAUUAAUCUAUCGCAUAUAUUGCGAUGGCAUUUCAAAAAUUCAAAAAAAGAUAACCUCUAACAAGCACGGACAAGUUAAUUUUUUGUUUAAUCUUUAAAUUUUAAUCCAAAAAAAAAAAUAUAUAAUAACUAUCAAAAGUCUAAUCGACGUACUACUUAUGUCCACCCACUGGGUUUGCCUUAAACUGUAGGCUUCUCCGCUCAGCGCUACUCUUUCAGCUGCUCAUCAUGUUUUCAAACAUAACCUACCCACGACUCUGAAGCCUGCAGGAACGUAUGAGACGGUGGUCUGGUAAAUUCUGUCUCUUUUUUUUUUUUCUCUUCUCUUUCGCUAAGAAAAAUAGAAAACGUUUUUUUAUUUAUUUAUUUAUUUAUUUUAUUUUUAUUUUUUUUUUUUUCUUCUUUUUUUCUUAAAAAAAUAUAAAACGUUUUUUUUUUUUUUUUUUUUUUUUUUUUUUUUUUUUUUUGGGGGGGGGGGGAUUUCGUGUGUGUUUGUGUGUGUGAGUUAUGCUUCAUUCAUAUAGUAAUUGUAAGAACCUUUACGUUUCGAGUGUAGUUUUUUUGUUUUUUUUAAUUAGGUUUUAAAAAAACAUAUUCUGUUUAUCGUUAUUUAUAGUAUUAAAUACCAAUAUUCAAUAUUUUACAUAAAUAACGCAGGCAUUCCAGUCAUUCGAACAAUAAUAGGCUAUAUUAUAAAAACAAAUAUUAGUCACUUAGAAUAUGUGUGUGCAAUCAGAUGCACAUAGUACUUAAACGUAUGCCAAUGCAAUUGGUGGAAUAACUUUCAAAAAUAUACCCCACUAACACGCACCACACACACACACACAACUUUUAUAAUGUCAGAUACAUACGUAUGUCAUAAAAAGCCCCCCCCCCGGCGUGGUCGCCCCUGUCACAGGCCUACAUUCGCCGCUGAGUACACGUGUCCAGCUGUCAUUUGCUUAUGAAUUGAUCUAAUACCUUGGACUUAAGAUGUCCUUCUGUGAUGAAGCAAAUUAAAACCCCUUGUUCACUAUCAUGUACUUAUCAUUUGAAAACUUUGUUGCAUUUUUUUUUAAAUCUGAUGAAUAUAUUCUUUGUUUUAUUCACAGUAGCCAACAAGGAUACCAAGAUAAGACAAGGGGGCGGCCAGUCCCCCCAUUGCAUCACACCUGUCAUCAGUAUUGUCUGUAUUAGUAUUUUUUUUUUAAAAGGUAUCAAGACCAACUCACUUCCGGCCAGCUUCCGGUGACCUCGAACGCUGCCUCCGGUGACCUUGAAGUCUGCAGCGUUCAACACAUUCACCGUCAGCAGCCCAUGAAAUCGUUUCACGGCGUAACCAAGCCAUUGGUAUCCUUGGGAGAAUAAACUGUACGCCAUCCCGCCUCUGCUAGUCGUGACAUUGUGACAUCAUAAUUAUAAACUUAUAACCAGUGCAACAAGCUCAACAAACCACUCACCAAUCAUCAGGACCAUCAUCACGCCCGGUGCACACGAUCAUCCUACAAUUCAGUGCUGACCAUGGCGUUACCGCAGACCAGUUUCCUCAGUAGAUUCACCUUAUGCCUGGCGUGCAUUGCUUUCGUCCUGUACGUGAUCGGCUUCGCGGCUCCCAACUGGCUGGAGCAGGAGUUCGAGCUGCCGCCCCAGCCCCCGGCGCUCCCCAGACCGUUGCCGGUCAAGGCCAACAUGGGACUGUACGCGGCGUGUCAGGAAGUUACCUACACAACCCCGAACGGGACGAAGGUCGUGGAGGAUUGUAGCUCUGAUGGAGGUAACGGCGAUGGUUUCAACUUGAGACCACCAUUUAUUUUUAAAAAAUAAUAAUAAUAAAUAAUCAGUUCGGAGGGGCCGUCCAUAAAGUGCGCCAUGCUAUCUGUGGAUACUUUCUAUCCCGUCUCUCCCUCUGUCACAAAUCUUAGACUUCCCCCGCCCCAGGCCCGCACCUGGGGGGGGGGGGAGGAGACAACCAUGGCACUUGUCAGGGGCCCGAGCUAGAUAGGGGCCCGCCCUUUUUCGAGUUUUAAAAUAUACGCACAUGUGUGAAGCACGAAAAGGGCCCGAACGCUGUCAGCUGCCUGGGGCCCAGAAUUUCCCAGGUUCGGGCCUGCCCGCCCCCUUAAAAGCACGUCACACUUUCGAACUAAAAAAUGUUAAAAAUAUAAAAUUAAAUACAAAUGUAUUCUAGUAAACGCUUCACUGUCGAACUAUUAAAUUCAUAACAGUAAAAGUGACGUCACCUUCCGUCAGAAUACAUCCAUCAAAACAGAACGUUCACCAUCACUGCCAAUUUCAGGUUUUAUAAUAGGAUUUUUUAAAAUUUUAAUGUGUGACGUCACCUUUACCUCUCCCCCCUUUCUAUCACGCUUUCUUAUACCCCCCCCCCCCCUUUGCCUUCCGGAGCGUGGCGUACGUAAAGGAGGAACCCGGGUAAUACAUCCAUCGAAACAGAACGUUCCCCAUCACUUCCAAUUUCAGUUUUUUUAAUAGGAUUUUUUAAAAUUUUAAGGUGUGACGUCACCUUUACCUCUCCCCCCUUUCUAUCACGCUUUCUUAUCACCCCCCCCCCCCUUUGCCUUCCGGAGCGUGGCGUACGUAAAGGAGGAACCCGGGUGUGUUAUGUCCAAAUAUUUACUAAUAAUGUGUUGUACUCGAUUAGUUGACACACAUAUGACGUUUGAUGUAACGAAAUGAUGAUAAUACUAUCUAUGUUUAACAUUCACAUAUAGUUGACCUGCCCUACCUCGAAGCAGAGGUAAAAUAUACGUGCCAACAUUUGAUUACCAUAGACCAGGGGUCGCCAACCUGCGGCUCUUUUGAUGUUAAGAUGUGGCUCUCCAGUUCCAUGCGCAAAUAUUAAUGAUUAUAUUGAAAUAAAAAUGUUAGUUGCUCUUUAAAAACUGGGAAAUUUUGUAAAUUGUGACUUUUGGCUCUUCCCUCUCAAAAGGUUGCCGACCCCUGCCAUAGACGCGUCACUAGGGUUGGUGUCGCGUGGGUGCGGUUGUCUCGUGGUGCCAGCCCAAUCACCACCACCACCACCCCACCUCACACGGGACCUCCAUUUACAAUUCAAACAUUAAAACGUAUUGCUUUCCUGGUGUUCAAAGAAUGAAGAAGACUGUCGACUCUUGCAUUGUUGUAGUGAUUAGUUCAUCAAUCUUUUCUUUGACUUUCUCCCACAGCGGCCCAAUGGCAGUUCAUUGCAGUCGGCUUGGCCAUUGUUGGCAUGGUCACGUGUCUCACCGCCCUCGUUUUGGCGUGUCUCUAUCAUUUCAACAUCAAAGUCAACCGGAAAUGCUGCAUCCGACACUUCAUAGCAUUCUUCAAUUUCACCAGUUGUAAGUCAUGUUGUAGAAAUUGUCACAAGUUGUAAGUCGUGUUGUAAGUCGUGUUGUAAAAAUUGUCACAAGUUGUAAGUUGUGUGUUCAAUAUGAAAACAAACUUUAAGUCCUCUUGUAGACGGUUGUCACUAGUUGUAAUUUGAGUUGUGCACAUUUUAUGCAACACAAAAAUAUGACAUUUUUUACCCACCCUUACCCCUUAUAACGUUGUAUAACAUUUCCAUUGACACUACACUGCACUUAAUGGUAUAUAUAAGAUUCUUUUUUUUUUUAAUAGCAACCCCCUCCCCGAAAAAACCAUAAUAAAGUCACAGUUAUCCAAAAAAAUGUGCUCAUCAUUGUGAGCAACAAAAUACAUUUUGGUUUUUAAUACUCUACGCUAAUGUCGUUUGAAAAGCAGAAAUUUCGCACACACAAAAUUAAUGUUUCUAAAAAACAAAUAAAAAGAAUUGUUAUAUGACAUUGCUCUCUACCGACCCCCUUCCAUGCAACACAAUAUAACAAACUUAUAAACCGAGGUCAUUAUAAAUUGUCAAAAGUUGUGAGUUGAGCUGUAACAUUGUCACAAGUUGAAAGUUGUGCUGUAAUAUUGCCACGAGUUGAAAGUUGUUUUGUAACAAGUUGAGAUUUGUGGUGUUAACAUUUUUUUCUUUUUUGGUCACAAAUUGUAAGUUGUGUUAUAAACAUUGGCACAAGUUGAAAGUUGUGCUGUAAACAAUGUUAAAAGUGUCUCGACGAAGUGGACUGAAAUGGUGAUGUUUGUGUGAAUUUCUUUUAAGUGACUGGAGGUUUUAUUCUAAAUUCUAAAGUAACAUUCAUUAAUGCUUGAGGCUUGAAAGAAACCAUGAACAAUUCUAGCCUAGCGUUCCGAGCAGUGCCUCGCUCUUUCGUUGACAUAAUGUUGAUCGAGACACUGUUUUUGUUCUACUUCCAGCCGGCGGCAUGACAGCGGCACUUAUAAUGUAUGCGUGUAACCGGAAGUUCCAAGUGAAGCCGCCAUUGCCGUACCAGUACGACUUUGAUCUGGACUGGGCCUACUACGUGUCCACGGCCAGUGCCGCCUUGCUGGGCAUCAUCACGUUGUUCAAUGUCAUUGACAUCAUUUGGUAAGGUCCACUCACCGCUCUGCUCUGACCGUCGCCGGUCUAGCAGCGGGUGGUGAAAGGGUUUGGGGCCAUUGCCAACUCGAGAUAAGUGAGAUUACACGUCCAUCCUCAGUUAAGUGCAAUAAAUAAAAACGAAGUAUAUCACGUCAAAAAGCAUCGUAUGUUCUAAAAGAAUACCGGUAUUAUUAUUAUUGGGGGGCGGGGAGAGAGAGAGAGAGAGAGAGAGAGAGAGAGAGAGAGAGAGAGAGAGAGAGAGAGAGAGAGAGAGAGAGAGAGAGAGAGAGGCUGGCUCCCAUUGAAUUGAAUGCCCAAUGGCACUUUGGUCCAGAAGCAGUGAAAAAAAAGAGGCCAAUAGACGUUUUGGAUGUGCCUUAGUAAAUUUAUAAUUAUAAGCAAGAUGAAAUCUACGGGGUGUCCUCAUAUUCUCAGAGCCGUCACGUGGGUCAUACAACCCAUGUUAUGUGGCUGCCGGGGGGGGGCGGAUAUCUAAGGGUCACAAAGUUGUGAUUUGGAAAAAUAAAUAAUCAGAAGUCGCAGGGGAAACAAAGACAAACAGUUGCAGAGGAGACAAAAACGAAAAGUGGCAAGGGGUAUCUGCAUCUUCCUAAUCCAAAUUAUUUUUGUUAAAUUAGCAACAUUAAUAAAUUAAUCACUAUCACACUAUUAAAAGAAAGUUUCCAUUAGAUUUAGAGAACAAAACAUCAAUUUGUUGGUUUAAUUUCAGGACCAAAAAAUGUUAUGAAAGCGCUGCUAGCGAGGAUCCGGAAGUUGCCGAAAACAAGAAAAGGAAAAACGUGAAUGGAAUUUCUAAGAGCUCUUCUUGAGUUUUCCGAAACAAUGGUGGAGACUUUCGUUAUAAAUCGGGAAAUGCGCCUAAAAAUACCUUGACAACCUAAGUGACAAAUCCAUAAUCAAAUUAUAUAUAUAUAUAUUUGUUGUAACUUAACAGUUUUCAAACCCAUGUCAUGUUGUUCUUUCAAAUAUUUUUAAUGCCGCUUUUGUUUUGAUUUAUUUGGUGUUUUUUUUUAACUUUUUGUUUUACGAUAUUUAUGCAAAACAUAAAAAUGCCAGUUUUCAUACAUUCAACAAUCUUUUUUUAAAAAUUAUUGUUAUAUAAUGGUACCAGGUACCGGUAGUAGAAAUUCUAGUAGGCGUAGGCUAGAUGGUGAGCCUGUUGGAGUUAUUGUUCAUCAUUAUCGGUGGCGCUACAGCCCAUCUAGGGCCCUGGCCUGCUCCACCACAUCCUUCCAUUCGGAGCGAUCCAUGGCUUGCCGCCUCCAUGCACGACCCCCCAACUGGUGUAUAUCCAUCUCCACAUCAUCGAUCCAUCUCAGUAUUCUCAGCCUUGGGCGUCCGAUGAGUCGUCUGCCCCUAGGCUUCUGCCUGUAUAUAACUUUAGCUGCUCUGAACCAACAUCAGGGGCCACCAAAAUCGUCUUUUGCAAGAACCUUAAUUAUUAAUAGUGGAUUAAGUUAUAAAAUCGGGUGUACUCCUAAGACAAAGGGCACCAAAAAUCAUCUUUUAUACUACUGAGUAAGUACUGCGCCUGCUUCCCGCUUCAUCCUGUACGCGAUGCAUGUGGACUCCGCAGAGAAGUACUAGUAGUCUCCCCCAGCCCAGGGCUGCCUUUUCUAUAUAUAAUUAGGGGCGACAUUUUCAAGUCUCCCGGGGCGACGCAAAAUAUAUACUAAUAAUACUAUACUACGGUACUUUCAUAAUUUUAUUUGCAAUGUUACAUCUAGCUGUCGUGGUGCAAACAGUAACUUCCUUUUUACAGUUAGGGGGCGUCCAUUAAAUACGUCAACAAUUUUUAAGCUUUAACUUUAAGCAAUUUUUACACCCCC
This is a messenger RNA of Lymnaea stagnalis (great pond snail), 6279 nucleotides long. NCBI's taxonomy places the organism in Eukaryota, Metazoa, Mollusca, Gastropoda, Lymnaeidae. The record is from the annotation of a GenBank genome assembly.